Molecule: messenger RNA, 510 nt
Organism: Malus domestica (apple)
Lineage: Eukaryota; Viridiplantae; Streptophyta; Magnoliopsida; Rosales; Rosaceae
Product: early nodulin-like protein 12
Cellular component (GO): plasma membrane
Molecular function (GO): electron transfer activity
Source: RefSeq, a predicted model, not a curated record
AUGGCUUCCUCGAGAAAUAUUGGUUUUGCAGUUUUGUCCUUUGUCUUUGUGUUAUUUGCUUUCUCCGAAGCCAAAGUCAUUCUGGUUGGAGAUAAGGACGUUUCUUGGAACGUUGAUUCUGUCAAGGCCUUGACUCAGUGGGCUGAGAAUAGACGAUUCAGAAUCGGAUAUGUUCUCAAAUGGAAAAAGGAGGAAGGGAGGGACUCCGUGGUGCAAGUGACAAAGGAAGCCUAUGAGACCUGCGACACAUCGAAGCCAAUCAAAGCAGAUGUGGAGGAGAUUACGCUGGACAGGUCAGGACCAUUCUACUUCAUCAGUGGUGUUAAGGAGCACUGUGACAAAGGCUUGAAGCUCACGGUGGUGGUUCUGACGGAAAAACCUAAAUAUGGUUCGUACUCUCCGUUGCCUGCUCCGGCUGCACCGCCGUCUAGUAAUGCUGCUGCCCCUGGUUUCGGUUUGAGUGCUGGAUUUAUUGCGGUUGUGGUGGCAGUGGGGAUGGCUUUGAUUUGA